AUGAGCGCUCUGCGUCGCAAAAACAUCAACAACGCCUCCGCGGCGAUGCCUUCGAACAACACCUCGCCCGCGUUGCCAAUCAAUUUCGUGGAAAAUAUGAUAUCAGAAAUAAACGCGCACUCGACGCCAGAGGUGCAAGCGAAAGCGCUGAUCGCUUUAGCGGCGUUAUCGUUGCGAGUGAAACUCGACCCGGAGAGUUUCUUACGGGUGGUUGAACCAAUCUUGGACGUUUUAGAGACGAAGAAUAACGAGAAUAACGAUACUAAAAGUGAUGAUUUCGAAGGCGUCACCGCCGCCGCCUUGGCCGCCUUGAGCUGCUUCCUCGGGAACGUGGAACGAGCGCAUCGAGAGAUGCUUCGAAACGAACAAAAAGGAAUGAAAAUAGUACUACAAGCGAUCGAGAAAGCAAUGGAGGAGAAUGAACGAGUGAAAAUCGUCAACGGUCUGGACUGCUUAGUGUGGACGUGCAGAGAUAAAGAAUGCGCGAGUUUCGUUUUAGUGGGAGAUGAUGGGAAGAGAGUCGUCGAAGAGGCGAGGAAAAUGUGCGAGGUGGAAUACGUCGAGGGGAGGUAUUUUCCCGGAGAGAAGAUGAGCGGAGACGACGUUAACGACGACGAUACUAAUACGAAUAAUACGAAUAGUAAUACUAAUAGUAAUAACAAUAGCGAGGAAAAGGCGAAGGAAAAAGAUAAGAGCACGAGCAGUGACAACAACGGUAGCAAAAACAACGGAAAAGAGGAAGCGAAAAGAGUCCACUACCGGCGGCAGGAAGACGCGGUUGCGCCGAAACAAAUCGUCGCCGGCGCGUUUGAGCUCUUCGUAGCUUUGUCCGUCUCGGAAGCGGAGAAGAUUACCAUGGAACACGGCGGUUUAGAGGUGUUCGCAUCGGCAAUAAAACGAGUCGGGGGUGGUGACGAAGGCGUCGAUAUCUUCACCAAAAACGAAGAGGCGAAAUAUCUCGAACACUUCAAAAACGGCGGCAGUUUGAACCCGAGGGAAGAUCUCGAACGCCUCAAACAAGACGAAAUAAACGAAACCGCCUCUCGCGCGUUAGUCGGAAUCAGCUGUUGCUGCAAAUUUCCAGGCACCGCUUUGAAGCUCUGCUCGGACGAAAUCGUCGUUCGUAAAAUAGCCACGUUCAUGACGAGCUCGGACCCGAACGUCAAGCAACAAGCUUUGGCGUUGUUCACCGCCGUCGCUCGAGCGCCCGAAACAAAACCCUUGAUCGAGAAAGCCUUGAGAGGGGCGAGAGAUGUCGUAAAGAGCGUUUAG
Bathycoccus prasinos is the source of this 1272-nucleotide messenger RNA. RefSeq lists its product with no specific name. Bases 1 to 1272 code for a protein of 423 amino acids. The record is from RefSeq and is a predicted model, not a curated record. The transcript has a single exon. Lineage: Eukaryota; Viridiplantae; Chlorophyta; Mamiellophyceae; Mamiellales; Bathycoccaceae.